ACCUAAUUAACGCGAUAAAUCUCACAGCCCUAACACAUACACAAUAUAAAGUUAUAAUAAAGUUCUGCCCCAAAUAACUAAGAGGUUUUGAUAAAUAACUCUUGUUUCCAAAGGUACAUAGUCCCCUAUUGUAACAGAAACAUUGGAGUUAAAAAACUUAAAGAAAACACAAUUUAUUAUGUUAAUCUUCAACAAUUACAUUUAGACAUUUGUGAAGUGUGACUAAAAGUCAUGAUGCAAUUCAACAAAUGGGUGGAACCAAGACAGUUUAGUCAGUUUUUUCCUUAAAAAACAGGAAAUGAAGCUUUAAAACCAGAAAAUUUACUGGAAAGUUAAGACCUUCAACUGAGAAUGACUUUAGUUCUGGAACUAAUGAUUCUUUUAUUGCUUCAGUUUGAAGGCACCAGUGGAAAAACUAUAAAUCUGUAUGCAAGAGCUGGGGAUCAAGUACUUCUGCCUCGUAAUGCUAGUUCCUCCUCUCACUCAUGCUCCAAGGUGGACUGGUUGCACCGAAAAGAAAAGAUUGCAUCUGAAAAAGUUGUAAUGGGUGGAAUAGUUGUCCAGAGUUCAGCUGGAGCUUCCAGGCUGAGUGUGAGCAGCGACUGUUCUCUGCUGAUCAGAAACAUCAUGGAUGAAGACGCUGGACUUUAUGUCUUUAUUGAGUCUGAUAUAUCCUCUUUUGUUUACCUAAACAUUUUGAGCAUCUCUCCAUCUCCACCAGAUGUUCAUGGAAAUAUCAAAUUACAGUGUUCUCUUAGCAGCCUUGAUGAUAAUGUUUCCUGUCAGCACAGCAGCAUCUUAUGGGUGGAUGAAACAGGAACUGAUCAGCUUGGUGAAAAAGCUGACUUUGAGUCUGGAGGACAGAAGAAGUGUGUUUCUGUUUUGACUGUGAAGCAUCAGAGGGGAAACAACCAAAGACUCACCUGCCAGUUUGUAAAGAACAACAAUGUGAAGAUAGAUGCUGUCUACGUUCCAGCCUCUACAGAUCUUAACCAUAGCAACACUUUUAUCAUAACUGGAGCUGUGGUCGGUGUGUUGUUGAUGAUGCUGGCUGUCGUCACUACUGUUCUCUUCAAACGAAGGAAAGCCAAAAAGACAGAGGAUCCCAAAAAUGAAACAGAUCUUCCAAAAUCGCCACAUCACAAUAGUGAACUGACUUAUGCCACUGUAAUCCAUUUGAGACCAAAUACUUCUGCCAAAAGAACGGUCAACAAAGAAGAAGCUGAAGUGACUUAUUCUGCUGUUCGAGUGAAAUGAUAUAAACAGAUCUUGACGUCCUCCAUCUCAACAUGGAAAAAAGAAGAAUUACAAAAGUAGAAAAGACAGAAUGACCUGACCCCCUGGAAACAGCAGGAGAUUAUUUGCUGCAGUGGUAGUGUUCACCACUAUACAUACUAUAUACAGUAUGUCUUGGUACAUCACACCAGAAUAAGAAACUUUAGAAUGAUAAACUUUAGCCCUGUUCAAGUCAAUGCAAUGCACAUCAAGCCAUACUGCUACCUCCACCUGAGGGACAUAAAUGGAGCAAGACCCCUUACUAUCUCCUGCUCCAGAAUAGGGUCGCAGGAGUCGCUUAUUAUCGUAUUCCCUAUCUCUGACUAUAAGUAAUAAGUAAUAACUUGUAAUACAUUACAUGAUCCAGUCAUUGUUCUUAGAUAAUUUUCAUCCAACAGCCGGAUUUUUUUUUACUAGUUUCAUCAUCUUAUUUUGAAAGACUACAACUGUGGAAAAUGUCACAUAGAUCAACAUUUUCCAUGUAUAGGGUAAAGACUUAUUCAGUGUCAUUUCCACAAAACGUCAUAAAACCAAGAAAAAAAACAUACUUGUGUGUUCAAUGACAAAAAAAAAAAAAAAUCUUGCUCAUUUUUUUGGCUCCUGUGACAUGUGUGUUAACAAAAACUGCAAAUAGAGGAAGUUUCUGUCUAUGGCAGCAGGUGGCAGCAAAGAACAUUAACUCAAUCAAUCCAACUAGAGAAGAAAGUAAUAAUGAAGUGUUCUUUUUUUUAAGACAUGCAGGUUGUUCUCGCCAUAUGUUAAUCAAUAAAAAAUAAAUAAAUUGUUCAUUUGUCUUUGGGUUAUGUUUACAAUCCUUUCAGACUUUAUAGUUACCUUUUUAGUUACUGGUAAGGCUUUGAGUGAAGGCUGCCAUGACUAAACGUCUGUCCCCUUGACUCUGACUGAUGAGGAGAGUAUUGAGGAUUGUCCAUUUUUUUUCCUUCUAGUUCUUCUAAGUCUCAAGCUUCAAAGAAAUUGGAGACAUUGUUGCUAGCCUUUCAAAGCUAAUUAAUGCUUGGGCAAACAACACUGAUGAGCAGAUUGAAAAUAAAAAAAAGAUUUUGUAUAAAGGAGCUCAAAGAUGUUAAAGAGAAGAUGCGUGUCAACAAAGAAUAAUUGAUUUAGAAAGAUACUCAUGAAGAUGAAACCUUCAAUCCUUUGAUGCUAAAGAAGAUGUGUGAAAGAAGGUGAUAUAAAUCUUCCAGAAACUACUUCCAGAAUACAAAAUUCACCUUCUAGAAACUCUUGAUAGAGUUUAUCAUCAGCCUCAAGCACCAAAACAGCGAUAGACCAGAGUACUCAUCAUUCAGUUCAUUUCACAUGUCUGCAGAGAUAUCUGCAGGGCUGCCAAGUGAAGCCCAGAUGACGUUAUGCAUCUAUUGGGUGCAGCGGGCAAGUUUUCCCUCUGCCCGUCUGUGUGGGACCUGACGUCAUCCUAUUUACCUUUAGCCAAUCAGUUUGCACUAGUAGUGAUGUUA
Molecule: messenger RNA, 2753 nt
Organism: Oryzias melastigma (Indian medaka)
Lineage: Eukaryota; Metazoa; Chordata; Actinopteri; Beloniformes; Adrianichthyidae
Exons: 7
Coding region: 352-1257 (301 amino acids)
Biological process (GO): interleukin-15-mediated signaling pathway; T cell activation; positive regulation of ERK1 and ERK2 cascade
Cellular component (GO): membrane raft; external side of plasma membrane
Molecular function (GO): MHC class II protein binding; protein tyrosine kinase binding
Source: RefSeq, a predicted model, not a curated record